UCCACCAAUCUUAUCCCCCAAAAAUUCCAAGCACCCAAUGCCUCUGAUUUUGCCCAGGAAAAAAGUCCCAAGAGAAUAACGCAAAAGAGGAGAAACAAACACACACAGAGAUGGCAACGUCCUUCCUAUCAACAGCAAACACGUUCCAUUCUUCCUCACCUUCUUCUUCUUCUUCUUCUUCCUCUUCCUCUUCUUCACCUCCAUUGUUGAGAUCAAGAUUUUCUUGCCUUAAUUGCCGUAAUAACGCUAGAAGAUCGGUAAUCUGCAAGGGAAAUAAUGACCCACCAUCGAAAAUUCCGAGUUUAACCAAGAGAAGCCUCUCAAUCUGCUUCAUUUCCAGUUUCAUUUUCCCUCUGGUGGGUCAAGGAUUCUCCGAUGCAAAUGCUGCGAUUCUUGAAGCCGAUGAUGAUGAAGAGCUUCUGGAAAAGGUGAAGAAGGAUAGAAAGAAGAGGCUGGAAAGACAAGGGGUUAUCAGCUCCGCCAAUAAAGAAAAAGGAUACCUCCAGGAAGUUGUGUUUAAGCUAAGCAAAGUUGGUCAAGCCAUUGAUAACAAUGACUUCUCAACCGCAAGUUCAGUUCUUGGGGGUAGUAAUGACGCAGAUUGGGUUCGGAAUGCCAACUUAGCCUUCAACAAGCUGAGCACAAGUCCUGAAGAGAAAUCUGAAGUGGACGCAUUUAACUCCUCUCUAGCUUCAUUAAUCUCAUCAGUGACUCAGAAUGAUGUCCAAUCCUCUAAAACUGCCUUUGUAGCAUCGGCCAGUGCACUUGAGAAAUGGACCGCCUUGGCAGGGCUUGUUGGACAGCUGAAGGGGCUUUGAGUGGAAAACAACCAUCUCUACUGAUCUCAUUUCUACUGUAUUUUUAGUCUCCUCACCUCCUAAAUCAUUGCAGUUUAAGGUCAAGAAGCUGAUUUUUCUUGUCAUCUUCUUACUGAGUUUCUGGUGUCAAUGUUACUGAACUUUGAAUGGGGUUAAUAUGAAUGUUAUUGUUGGUUUAUCCAAGAAAACCUACACAUUUGUUUAUGAACAAAGCAGAGUAUCAGUUCAGUUA
Messenger RNA from Cucurbita maxima (winter squash), 1050 nucleotides. RefSeq names its product thylakoid lumenal 16.5 kDa protein, chloroplastic. NCBI's taxonomy places the organism in Eukaryota, Viridiplantae, Streptophyta, Magnoliopsida, Cucurbitales, Cucurbitaceae. Bases 111 to 818 code for a protein of 235 amino acids. Gene Ontology annotation, biological process: photosystem II repair. The transcript is spliced from 4 exons. The record is from RefSeq and is a predicted model, not a curated record.